UGAUUUUUCUUUUUGUUGAAAAAUCAAAUUCUUUUGGUAUGUUGAAAAAUCAAAUUAGUGUUGGUUAUACCAAACAAAAGGGGACAUCCGUUAUAACACUAAACCUUGGGGAGUAACAUGUAAAAAAAAAAGCUUGAUUAAUUGCUUCGUUCUGAAAUAGCCUGCCUUCUUCUUCUUCCCUCUUGGUCUCCGCUCGAUCAACGGGAAACGGCUGAGAAACCAGUUGAUUCUGCGCUAAGACUUGGCUUCAUCGAUGGCACCGGCGGUGCUCUUCCCUCUUCCUCCGUGUUCUUUUGUUUCUGUUUGGUGAGUAUAUCAUGUAAUUGGUUGUGAAAAGUGCUACUCAUUUUAUAACUGCAUUCAACCGCUACCGAUAAUUUCUUCAGACAUCACAUCAGAAAACAGAGAUUCUAGGAUAGUACUUGGUAACAAUCUCGGGCAUGUUGGCUUUUGGAAUGUUGAUGCAGAUGGUGAGAAGAACAAAGGAAUAUAUUUGAGUUGUUUUAGUUUUGUUUUGUUUCUUUUGGUCUUGAAGGAAUAUAGAUUUGGAAAGAUGAGUGUUGCAAAGUCUCAGGUUUGGCAGCCUUGCAAGAAGAAAAGGAUUUAGGAUUUAUUUUUUUUUCAAAAGCAGACAGUUUUUGGAAUCAUCAGAUAAGUUGAUACUUGCAGAUAGUCACUGCUAGGAGUACAAAAAGGGAAAAAAAUGGAUGGUAUUUGUACUAGAAAGAGACUUUGAUUUCUGGUUUGGCAGAGGCUAGGUACAAAUCUAGAGAGAACGAGAAGAGAAAAAAGGAGAAGAAAAAGGGUGUGAUUUUAAAGUUUGAGGAUGACAUCUAGAUCAGCCUCCAGCACGCCAAGGACAAGCACUCCAAGGACAAGCACACCAAGGACACGGGUGGGGAGAUACGAGUUAGGGAGAACUUUAGGGGAAGGUACUUUUGCUAAGGUGAAAUUUGCCAGGAAUAUUGAGACUGGUGAGCAUGUGGCCAUUAAGAUCCUUGAUAAAGAGAAGAUUCUUAAGCAUAAAAUGAUCUCUCAGAUCAAACGGGAAAUUUCGACCAUGAAGCUAAUCCGGCACCCAAAUGUGAUUCGCAUGCAUGAGGUUAUGGCCAGCAAGACAAAAAUAUAUAUAGUGCUCGAAUUUGUUACGGGCGGUGAACUUUUUGACAAGAUUGCCAGUAAAGGCAGGCUUAAAGAAGAUGAAGCAAGAAAAUAUUUUCAGCAGCUUAUUAAUGCAGUGGAUUACUGUCACAGCAGAGGUGUAUGUCACAGGGACCUAAAGCCAGAAAAUUUGCUGCUGGAUGCAAAUGGAAUCUUGAAAGUUUCUGAUUUCGGAUUGAGUGCACUACCGCAGCAAGUUCGAGAAGAUGGUUUAUUGCACACGACAUGUGGAACACCAAAUUAUGUUGCUCCGGAGGUGAUCAACAAUAAAGGUUACGAUGGAGCUAAGGCUGAUUUAUGGUCAUGUGGUGUAAUCCUUUUUGUUCUAAUGGCUGGUUAUUUGCCAUUCGAAGAAUCAAAUCUCAUGUCAUUGUAUAAAAAGAUCUUUAAGGCUGAAUUCACUUGCCCUCCGUGGUUUUCUUCGAGUGCGAAGAAGUUGAUCAUGAGGAUAUUGGAUCCUAAUCCUCUAACACGUAUUACAAUUGCUGAGCUGAUUGAGAAUGAGUGGUUCAAAAAAGGUUAUCAGCCACCUGUAUUUGAGCAAGAAGAAGUUAGCCUUGAUGAUGUGAAUGCUAUUUUCAAUGAAUCUGCAGAAUCUCCUAACCUUGUUGUGGAGCAGCGGGAGUUACAGCCUGCCGCGCCAAUGACAAUGAAUGCAUUUGAGCUUAUUUCUACAUCUCAGGGUCUCAAUCUGAGUUCCUUAUUUGAAAAGCAUAUGGGGCUUGUAAAACGUGAAACGAGAUUUACUUCCAAGAUGCCAGCCAAUGAGAUAAUAUCAAAAAUUGAGGAAGCUGCUAUGCCUUUGGGGUUUGAUGUCAAGAAAAAUAACUACAAGAUGAAGCUCCAUGCGGAGAAGACUGGACGCAAGGGCCAUUUAUCAGUUGCUACAGAGAUCUAUGAGGUUGCUCCAUCACUACAUAUGGUUGAGCUUCGGAAGGCUGGGGGAGAUACUUUGGAAUUCCACCAGUUCUACAAGAACAUCUCAACUGGGUUGAAGGACAUUGUUUGGAAAUCAGGAGAUGAAGCACAAGAGCCAGGGAAAGAUGGUGCCAGCUCAUCAUCAUCUUGAGUUGUGGAUUUCCAAUCAAAGUCCAUGCCCUCUGUUAGUAAAGUUUGGAUGUACCUUGUGAUAUAGACUAUUUUGUAUGGUCUGCUUUUGAUUGUUGGGUUGAGCAUUUAUGUGGAUUCGUAUAUGGAUCACUAAGUUUGAGUUUGGACUUUCUAGUUUCCACAUGUAUCAAGAAUUUUUAUGAAAUAAGGAAUAAAAUUUGUAUUCAUGCACCUCCUUCAGGGAUAGAGGUCAAUGCCUUCUCUUUAACAAAGGAGCUGAUUUGGUUUGAACUUGACCGGCAUGGAAUCUAGAUUCCAAAAGAAAAGAAAACCUAUAGGCACAUUUCAACUUUCUGAUUUGGAUGCGAAUCAUGGGUUUUCAAGUGAUUUACCACUCUAGUUUGUCAACCCAUUGCAGUUGAAAGCAUCAAAUUGUUAUGAUAUUUAUCACUGACAGUAGUUUGCAUCUCUGUUAUUCGCUUAUGAUGUUUCUUGCUGGGAUUAAUGUACAGCUUGAUUUUCAUUCUUUUAAUAUUUUUUUUGUUUUCUUGAGAAAAAGAAAAAUAUAAACAAAAGGUUUCAUGCUUUUAAUCAAGAAACUGCAGGUCUGUCAAAUGUUUCCUAUCAUAUUGCUUGAUUCAGUGUACAUUUUCUUGCCUCACGGUUGUGAUUUGAAUUUGAACGCAGAUGUUCACUUCUUGCUGUAAUGGGUUUAUAAGAAUGGUUGAUUUUCGAGAAAGAGCUUUUUGAGUUGGUUUAGGCUGGUGAGGGAAAAACUAAAGGAACUUUUUUGCUUUGCACUUGUCUGAUGGUUUCACUGGGUUGAUAUUUGUGAACAGUAGAAUUGUAUUUCAGAAUUUUUGUGAAAGAUGGCUUAGGUUUUCUUUCGUCAGUGUAGUUUUGAGGGGGAAAACUAUAAUUGUUGACACUGGAGUUGAACAACUGAUGGACACGGAUACAAUACCUGAGGAUGACACAGUUGUUCGACGAGUACAAGGAUGGCUGCAUCACACCAUAGAUGAACUGGCAACGGCGAUGGAAAUCAUGGAGUAAAGACUCCCACUGAAAUCUGAACUCAUUGAUAAAAGGGCUAUUGAUUGCAGAGAGUUUUUCUGAGCAGCAAUGGGGCAUUAUUCAUAGAAGUUUCUAUAAAAAGAUCAUUGUGGAAAAAAUUAAUUGAAUGGAGUGACAUUGUACUUUUGUAGCUAAAAAGUUAGAUUUGAGAUGGAUGAAUAAAGUGUAAUCACUUCAUUAAAAUCAUAUUCUAGAAAGUUGUUUGUAGAUUCGGCACACUUUUUUUUUUUUUAAUAAAAA
Oldenlandia corymbosa var. corymbosa is the source of this 3525-nucleotide messenger RNA. The record is from the annotation of a GenBank genome assembly. NCBI's taxonomy places the organism in Eukaryota, Viridiplantae, Streptophyta, Magnoliopsida, Gentianales, Rubiaceae.